AUGUUUGACACCAUUGUCGCACAUCACACUACGAAAAUCGACAAUCAUAAAGAGUUAAUGGCAGACAAUCAAAAUCCAUUAUCAUCGUGUAUUCAACGUACAGCCAUCGAUCCUUUUGGACACCUCGGAUCACUGUAUGACGCAUGUCAAGAUCGUGUCCUCCAACAACUAGAAUUUCCUUUCGAUAAACCUCCCAAUCAGUUUCCUUACACGACGCAAUGUACUCUAGCAAAAGGUCAUAAAAAUCAGAAGCAAAAUCCACUUGAAAUCAUCGGUAUUGACGAACAAUUACAGUUCAGUUUAGCGUUGAAUAUCAUCCCGAAGAACGGUAUCACAUCCGCAAUGAAUUAUCCCCAUGUAAUCGAUCAGUAUACUCGUGUUUUUCAUUUUACUUACGUUUACCGAGUAGAAACACUACCGAAUGAUCUCCAGCUUCUUCGAUCAUGGCUCGAAACAAUGAAACCGGGAAAGAAUGCGACACAUGUUAUCGCGGGUAUCACUUGGGGUAUUGAUAUUGUUAUAUUUAUUCAAUUGCCACCGGAUGACAAUGUCACACCACUGAUUGAUGAUACAUUGGAAAAGUAUCGAGCGUAUCUCAAUGGUGAUUCUGAUCAUUUUCAAUUGACCCGAGAGGACGUUCUUGCAUAUAAGAAAUUGACUGACACCAAGAUCUAUUCGAAUAUGUCUGUUCUUAGUGAGAAUUCAACUCUACACGAUGUAUUCCAUAGUAUUACCCGACGUAAAAUGAAUCAUAAUGAGCAUCAGCAAAUAAAUUAUAUCCUUUGUGCCCUCCAACCGUUUUUCUCUUCGCUUCCAUUAUCAGAUUAUCAUUAUGUAUCGCUGGAUGUCAGUCAUGAGAGUAAAUUAGAAGAAUAUUUAUUUGAUUUAUCGCGUUCGUUGAAGCAUCUGGAGAGUUACUUCAACGAAGAUAUGUCAAGUCUGUUAUGUGGACACUUUAAAGAACGAUUAACAAAUGCGUAUAAGCAGUGGUAUGAUUUGAAAAACGAAGCGAAUAGUAUUGUUGAUCGACUUGGAUCAUUGGUGUGCGAUAUGCGUUCGGGUUCAGUCGCUUAUUUUCCACUUGAUGAAGCUUUCGAAACCGAACAGCAGAUACAAUUGAAAACGAACAUUCAAAAUCUAACGCAAAAUGUCGCUGAUCUCAAUGCUAAAGGCCAUUUAAUUAGUGAUUUAGGUCAUCAAGAAUUUCAGUAUUGUGAUGUAGUCGAACGGCACGUUGAUGAGAAUGAUAACGAAGAAUCGUUGAGAGGAAAGUUAAUCAUCGAUCAGAAUAGCGAUCGAGUUUUAUGUUCCAGUGACCAAUUGAAUCAAAAUAAUCCCCAACAGUUAAAAGAAUUACGUUAUACCUUAGUGGAAGAACUCGAACGAAAUUCGAAGCUACGUUUGACUUAUGCAGAUUUUUCUUACUGCAAUUUUGAACUACCGAAUAUGAUUAUAUUGCCAUUUAGUAAAUAUCAUAUUCGGCAACGAAUCAAACCAAUCGAUCCACUGGUUAAUUCAGACUUCAACAGUUCUGUAUCUUCGAUGUCGACAACUGCUGUAUCGAUGCCACUUGUCCCAUCCAUACUAACGAACAAAUCGAUCAAUAUUCUCCUUCUUGGAGAAACAGCAGCAGGAAAAUCAAUGUUUAUCAAUGCAUUCGCCAACUAUAUUACAUUUAACACAUUCGAAAAGAUUCAUUCAGAAGAACCCCUCAUUCCCAUACCUGUUUCGUUUUUUAUUCCUGUUGGUGAUAAUUACGAGGAACGUUUAGUGAAAUACGACGAUGUCAAAAAUAUCCAAAAUGAGAACUUCGAUCAUCCGGGUCAGUCAGUCACUCAACAAUGCAAAUCCUAUGUUUUCCAUCCGAAUUUUGCUGACAAAAGCAAAUUGCGUAUCAUCGACACACCAGGCUUCGGUGAUGUACGCGGUGCUGAACACGACAAUCGAACAAUGGAACACAUUUUCGACUAUGUGAAAAAACUGGCACACAUCAAUGCGAUUUGUAUAUUCCUCAGAUCGGGUCGAACGGAGUUGAAUGGAUUUCUAUCUGAAUGUCUCCAACAAUUGUACGAAUAUUUUGGAUCGCAUGUUCGAAGAAAUCUUAUUUUUUGUUUUACUCACACCCGUACGACCGCAUAUACAUCGGGAAGUGCAGGCGUACUAUUGCAAGAUAUACUAGCGUCGUUACCUAUGCGCAAAGUUCCGUUGAAGAAAAAGAAUACGUUUUGUUUUGAUAACGAAACAUUUCGAUAUUUUGUCGCCUUGCAAAAUCAGUUUCAAUUUAGUGACCAAAAUCGAGAAGACUAUGAGAAAAGUUGGACAAAAUCUGUUAUGGAAGCCAACCGAUUAGUUCGAUAUAUUCGUAAAAACCUCGUCCCUAUCCCUGUACCAGACCAAUGGGAAACCAUCAAACGUACACAAAUUGAAAUUGUUCAAUUGAUCCACCCAUUACUGGAAACCAUGAGAUAUAUUCUUCGGAAUAUAAUUAGCCGGAAAAUCAGUUCAAUGAAAGUAUCGAAUCAAUUAAAUGAGGAAGAUACGUUUAUAGAUGGUAGAGACAAAGACAAAUACGAUGAUCAGUAUUUGCCGUAUGAACCGAUUCCAUUGGAAUUUCUACAAAACUAUGAAAUAUCGAAUUGUUCAAUGAUGAAAAAACAGAAGGAAAUGAUCAAUCAUUUGUCAUUUUUAUAUGACACGAGUGCAGAGUUGGGUUAUUUUCUGGCAUAUUCAACAACUUAUCCAAAUGGAAAUCCCUUCCUGGCAGGUCUAUUUCGAUUGAUGACAGAAGAGAAGAAUAUGUGUGAUGAUUAUGGUCGAAGUUACAUGGACAUGCAACUGGUGGAAAGCCUAAAAGCAUUGUCGACGAAUUAUGAGCAAUGUAUGAAAAUAUUUAAAGUAAAUGGAAAGCGUAGUAAACUAUCGGAUAUUCAACAACGAAUUCGAUUUAUGUAUACAUAUCCAUUACUAUCGGACUAUGUUAUUGAUAGUCAUCGAAUAAGUAACGGAACAAAUUAA
Messenger RNA from Adineta ricciae, 3015 nucleotides. Lineage: Eukaryota; Metazoa; Rotifera; Eurotatoria; Adinetida; Adinetidae. The record is from the annotation of a GenBank genome assembly.